GAAGCUGUGAGGGGAGCGGGCUGGGCAGAUAUGGGCACGCGAAAAGGCUGAGUACUAUUUCACAGCUUAGGCUGCCACCAUGGGCACCGCAUCCUCUUUGGUCAGCCCAGGAGAGGUGAUUGAGGAUGGAUAUGGGGGUGAAGGCGGGGAAGCCUGUGAGAUCCCAGUGGAGGUUAAACCCAAAGCAAGACUCCUGCGCAGUUCCUUUCGCAGGGGACCUCGGGUGAUUGGGGCCAGUUUCAAAUCCACAGGUUCUGUGGAUCUGGAGUAUGCCGCUGAGUAUGAAAGACUCCGUAAAGAAUAUGAAAUCUUCCGUGUCAGCAAGAAUAAUGAGAUCUCAUCCAUGCAAAAGAAGGAGGCAAAGCUGGACGAGGAGAACAAGAGGCUGAGAGCGGAGCUGCAGGCUCUGCAGAAGACCUACCAGAAGAUCCUCAGAGAAAAAGAGAGUGCACUUGAGGCAAAGUACCAGGCAAUGGAGAGGGCUGCCACCUUUGAGCAUGACAGGGACAAAGUAAAACGACAGUUUAAGAUUUUCAGAGAGACGAAAGAAAAGGAGAUUCAGGAUCUCCUGCGGGCCAAGAGGGACUUGGAGGCAAAAAUGCAGCAGUUGCAGGCUCAGGGCAUUCAGGUCUAUGAUCCAAAUGAUUCUGACUCAGAUGACAACCAAACCACUGUCACUGCUGCAGGGACCCAGUGCGAGUACUGGUCUGGUGGUGUGCUGGGAAGUGAGCCCUCUAUGGGUAGCAUGAUGCAGUUGCAACAGACCUUCCGGGGGCCCGAGUUUGCGCACAGUUUGAUAGAUGUGGAGGGACCCUUUGCAAAUGUGAGCAGAGAUGACUGGGAUGCUGCAGUGGCCAGUCUGCUCCAGGUCUCUCCUCAUGUGCCCCAAGCCUUAUGGAGUAACACAGUUCGCUGCUACCUAAUCUUUACCCAAGAGACCAAAGCUGAGCUUGAUGUCUUUAUUACGAAACACUCUCCAGUGUUGCGAAGAAUGUGUGAGGGUCUCGGCCAUUUCUACCUGAACGUCUGUUUCCCAGAGGAGGCCACUGCCUCAUACGCUGUGGAGCGGAAGCAAGAGAUUGAAAGGAGCUCUGUGUGUGUGCUUCUUCUCAAAUCUACUGUCACUAGCUCUGUGGUGGAGGAUUGUGAGGAGGCCUUUGUGAAGAAUCCUGAUGGCCAUCCACUGGUGCUCUACCUCAGGACUGAAGAAGAUCACAAUUUGACUGGACCCACCAGGCAACUGCUAGAAAGGAUCAAUGCUGCGGACAAGGCUGCUAAAGUCAAGGUGGUGGAUCAUAGUGGUUCUGCAGAGGAGGGGGCUGACUUGAUUUAUGCCCAACUAGAGAAAGUCAUCAAACAGGAGUUGCUGGGUCUUGAAGGAGCAGAUGUUGACUCCAAGGACUCUGGGAUAGAGGAGGGACAUGAGGAGGACUCAGGAGAUGUGCUUUGGGACCUGCAUGAUGAGCAGGAACAGAUAGAGUCCUACCAGCAGGCCUGCAACAGCACCACCUCCCAGUUAGGUUUUCAGAAGUAUAUAGAUCGUUUGAAUGACAUGAUAGCAGCUCCCCCUCCCACCCCUCCUCUGCUGGUGUCUGGUGGUCCAGGCUCAGGGAAGUCUCUCCUGCUCUCCAAGUGGAUCGAGCAGCAACAGAAGCAGUCGCCCAACACCUUGUUCCUUUAUCAUUUUGUUGGUCGUCCACUUUCCACAAGCUCAGAGCCGGUUCUCAUUAUCAAACGCCUCACAGUCAAAUUGCUGCAGCACUUCUGGUCCAUUUCUGGCUUGUCCAUGGAGCCCAGUAAGAUCUUGGAGGAGUUUCCCCGCUGGCUUGAAAGACUGUCAGCACGCCAUCAAGGAAACAUCAUCAUCAUCAUCGACUCCAUAGACCAAAUACAGCAAGCAGAAAGGCACAUGAAGUGGCUGAUCGACCCUCUCCCAGUUAAUGUCAGAGUCGUGGUGUCUGUCAAUGUGGAGACAUGUCCUCAAGCUUGGAGAUUGUGGCCCACACUUCACUUAGACCCACUGAGUCCCAGAGAGGUCAGGAGUGUUGUUAAUGCAGAGUGCCAGAGCAUGGAUCUCAAAUUUACCAAGGACCAGGAGAAGAAGCUGGAAAGGCACUGUCGCUCUGCAUCCACCUGCAAUGCAUUGUAUGUCACACUACUGGCAAGGAUGAUCAUCAGCAGUAUAUCAUGUUGGUCACUGGAGAAGAGCCUGGAGCAGUGUCUUCAGUGUCAGGACACCAUGUCACUGUACCGACAGGCCCUCAAGAUGACACUGAACUCCCUCAAGACUGACAGAGAGCGUCACAUUAUGAGAGAGAUACUGUGCCUUGUGUGUGCCAGCCAUAAUGGAGUGAGUGAAUCAGAGGUACUAGACCUUUUCCCAGAAGUGGAGUUGCCCGUCCUGUCCUCUCUGCUUUACCGCCUGAACAGACUCUGCAUUGUAACCCUCCGUUGUGGGCUCAUCAGGUUUCAACACCUGCAGGCUUGGGAAGCUGUGAGGUUGGAGUUCCUGGGUGGAGGAAGCAGCUCUGCUGUUUACAGAGAGAAACUCAUUCUUUACUUCAGUCAGCAGCUCAGCCAGGAUCGUGUGACUUGGCGUGUCGCAGAUGAGCUGCCCUGGCUGCUUCAACAGCAGGAGGACAGGACAAAACUACAGCUUAGCCUCCUGAACCUGUUUGUCUCCCAAAACCUCUACAAGAGGGGUCAUUUCUCUGAGCUUCUAGCCUAUUGGCAAUAUGUGGGCAAAGACAAAAGCUCCAUGGCCACUGAGUACUUUGACUCCCUGAAACACUAUGAGAAGAGCUGUGAGAGCGAAGACAGCAUGACCAAGCUGGCAAACCUCUAUGAGACCUUGGGACGUUUCCUCAAAGACCUGGGCCUCCCUAGUCAGGCCGUAGCACCUCUACAAAGGUCCCUUGAGAUUAGGGAGACAGCCUUGGACCCCGACCAUCCCAGCGUAGCUCGCUCCCUGCACCAGCUGGCUGGGGUUUAUGUUCAGUGGAAGAAGUAUGGCAACGCGGAGCAGCUGUACAAGCAGGCCCUGGAGAUAAAUGAGAACGCCUACGGAGCUGAGCAUGCCAGCGUGGCACGAGAGCUGGAGUCACUCGCCAUGCUCUAUCAGAAACAAAACAAGUACGAACAGGCAGAGAAACUCAGGAAGGUGUCAGUGAAGAUCCGUCAGAAGACUGCUCGCCAGAAAGGUCAUAUGUACGGCUUCACUUUGUUGAGGCGCCGAGCCCUACAGCUGGAAGAGCUGACCCUGGGAAAAGACUCUGCAGACUGUGCCAAGACUCUUAAUGAACUGGGUGUCCUGUACUACCUCCAGAACAACCUGGAUGCUGCCAAGGUAUUCUUGACCCGCUCUCUGGAGAUGCGUCAGCGUGUCCUCGGUCCAGAUCACCCAGACUGCGCCCAGUCCCUCAACAACCUGGCUGCACUGCACACAGAGAGGAGGGAGUAUGAAACCGCUGAGGACAUGUAUGAGAGGGCGCUAGACAUCCGCAAGAGGGCCUUGUCCCCAGACCACCCCUCGCUGGCAUACACGCUCAAACACCUGGCCAUGCUCUAUAAACGCAGAGGGAAGCUGGAAAAGGCGGUGCCCCUUUAUGAGCUGUCUCUGGAAAUCAGGGAGAAAAGUUUUGGGCCCAAACACCCCAGCGUGGCCACAGCACUGGUCAACCUGGCUGUAAUCUACUGCCAACUCAAGAAGCACAGUGACGCCUUGCCUCUUUAUGAACGAGCACUGAAAGUGUAUGAGGACAGUUUGGGGCGCUCACACCCACGGGUGGGAGAGACACUAAAGAACCUGGCUGUGCUAAGCUACGAAGAGGGUGACUUCGAGAAGGCAGCGGAGCUUUACAAACGUGCAAUGGAGAUAAAGGAGGCAGAGCCAUCGUUGGUGUGUGGGAACGCUCCGUCCCGCCACUCCUCCAGCGGGGACACGUUCAGUCUGAGGGGACCUGCUCCCCUCCCGCAUGUCCCGAGGUGACUCAGUUCAGCCACGUAGUGCCACAAAACACCGUAGGGUAACAAAAACAGCAGACCCCAUGGUUUUAUCAAGAAGGGAACCAUCCCAGCCAUCACACUGUAAUUGUUGUGUAGGUGGAGGUUUAAGGGUUUGGUCAAAUAUACUGUACCUGCCAGUAUAAUUAUGAAGUUGGCCGCAUUUAGUCUGUGAAACUUGUGUAUUUGCCAAAAGUAUUUAUUAAUAUUUCUAACAUAAUCAUGUGUGUAAGGAACUUUGAACUUUCUUUAAUUCAGUCCUUUUUAGGGGCCUGGAACUCAGGUUUACUCUUAUGUUCAUUCAGACUCAAACACUUAUAACACUCCUAUUUAAAUGCCUCAGAUUGAAUGUCAUCAAAAAAGGAAUGAAAUGGCAUGAGGGUCUGGCAUAACCUAACCCAUGAAAGAUGAUUAAUGAGCAGACACUUUCAGUCCUCUCUAAUGUACAGGAGACAUUAAAUAUGCACUUUCAUUUUUGUGAAUUAGGGAUACAGGUUAGGAGUUUAAUUUUAAAUGAAUAACCCUAAAAGCUCAGUAAAAAAGCAAGCUUCUUUUGAAGAUGAUGAGCUAUCAAACAAUUUCACAAAGCAGACAGAUGAUGCUGUCAUUUCUCACCAAAACUGGCCCGACCUCUAAGAGAUAUGUUGCCAAGUCUACAUUCCUGAUGUUCUGAAUGAAGGAUGUUAGAGAGCUACUGUCUCUAAAAUCAGUGUGCGUAUCAUGGAAAGUUUGGUAUGUUUAUAUGCUGUUAAGAUAACAUUUAUGUUUACAUUAUGUAACGUUUACCUACAAGUAUUAAGUGUGUAAUUCAGAAAGAGAAAAUGUAGAACCCAAGAUAAGUGUCCAAAAUAUCACCUCUGGUACUGAUUUCAUGCAAAACUUAAUAUUGUAUAUUUAUUCAUUUACAAAAAGGGAUUUGCCAAAACCACGAUGGUGCCACUUGAGUGUCCAGGUCAAAGUACGAUAAAGUAAUGAUUUAUUGUUUGAUUGAAUGUACGUGAAUCCAAAAGGGACACCAAAACCAGUGUUUCAUUGCCAAAUAUAGUACAUACAAUGUACAGUGUUUUUCAAUAUUCGGUUAUUAAUGUAAAAUCUGUAAAAGCUGUACAGGACAACAACAAUCACAUCCUUGUACAUCCAAUACAGUAUAUGGAGGAGAUUGUAUUCCAUCUAAUAAAUACUUUAUUGAGACAACGUAAACAUUGUUCAUCAGUAAUGUUGCAGCAGAUAUUUUCUUAAAGCUGAGUGAAUGACAGAGCAAGUACAUUAAAAGGUUGGGGCACUCGUUCACUAAUCAAAACCGUAGAAAAUACACAUUGUGAUACAUGUUAAUGCACUAACAGUGAUAUUAUUCUAGGUUUGUAGUCAUUUCAUUAGAGGCUGUACCAAUUCCAAGUGCUAAACACCUUUCCAGUAUGUCAGUAAAUUACACAUUUCACUGCUUUGUUCGCAGCAGCACUUUUCAUGCAUUUCCUCUCUUCAGCUAUCAGAGGAUUUCAUUCUGUAAUUCCUUAUUUGACAUUAAUUGGCUUUUUCACAAGGAUGCUUGUUGUCAAAGAAAGCAAUGGAAUAGAGACGCGACAAAAGGCGAGUCUUGUCUGAAGAGCUGGAAUGCAUCGUCAGACUGCUGCCUACAACUUUCUCAUCUGAGCCAUCAAGUCCUCCAGACUCUGGUCAGUCUCCUCCACUGUCUCCCCACUUGCUGCACUCUGUUUCAGACGCAAGAAAACAAAAUAUAUCAGCAUUUAGAUGAGUCAGCAAAAAGACCAUUAACAAAAAGUACAGUCAAAAUGCCACAAUUUCAAGUAUUCUUUUUAUGCUUUUUGCCAGUGUACUUUACAAUGCUGCUGACCCUUUUCCACAACAACAUGAUCUUUUGAUUGAUUUCCUACCUAACUUCCAGCCAGGCAGUAUCAUUUUAGAUCAGUAUGGAAUGAAAAUAUAAUUAGAGACUGUAAACUUGCCUGGUGCCAUCUGUCACGGUAAACACUUAGCUGACUUUACUGUUACAAUUUAAAAACAUGGAAUGCUUUGGCUCUGUGCAACCUUGUUCAUUUGCUGUGUCCAUAGAAAUGACAAUGAAGCUACGACGAAUGUAUGGUUUCCUUACAAAGAAAAAAUGAUAACUACAUCACUGCAUAACUCAUAAA
Molecule: messenger RNA, 6152 nt
Organism: Chelmon rostratus (copperband butterflyfish)
Lineage: Eukaryota; Metazoa; Chordata; Actinopteri; Chaetodontiformes; Chaetodontidae
Gene: nphp3
Product: nephronophthisis 3
Exons: 28
Coding region: 80-3988 (1302 amino acids)
Biological process (GO): convergent extension; kidney development; determination of left/right symmetry
Molecular function (GO): protein binding
Source: RefSeq, a predicted model, not a curated record